Molecule: messenger RNA, 1761 nt
Organism: Varanus komodoensis (Komodo dragon)
Lineage: Eukaryota; Metazoa; Chordata; Lepidosauria; Squamata; Varanidae
Product: major facilitator superfamily domain-containing protein 2B-like
Exons: 10
Coding region: 1-993 (330 amino acids)
Biological process (GO): carbohydrate transport
Cellular component (GO): membrane
Molecular function (GO): symporter activity; sphingolipid intramembrane carrier activity
Source: RefSeq, a predicted model, not a curated record
AUGGACAGAGGUCCAGAAGGAGAAUCGAGGCGGCAGAACAGGCAGCGUUUAAACCCGAAGCUGGAACACACUGACUCCUUGCAUGCCGUGAAGGGGCCGGCAGAAGCUAGAGAAGUCUACAUGACUGCAGCAGGAAUAUUAGGAGGAACAUAUCUCAUUGGUAUCACUGCCCUUCUUAUUGGUGUGAGAGAAAUACAUGAUCCUUACAGCUUAAAGUUGGAGAGAAAAGUCUCUUUCUUUAAGGGACAUGGGCUCACAAUGAAGAGUAGACCAUAUCUGACAUUUACAGCAGCAUUUUUCUUGAUCUCAGCAGCAGUUCAGAUAGAACAAGGCAAUUUUGUCCUCUUUUGUACUCAUGCAGCCGGUCUUCGCAACCACUUUCAGACACUGGUGCUGAUCAUCUUGGUCUCAGCAGUGCUAGGCAUUCCAUUGUGGCAAAAGUUUCUGAAGCACUUUGGCAAAAAGACUGCCACAUGUGGGAUAUCCUGGAUGAUUCCUUUUGUGAUCAUGCUGGUGACCAUCCCAAACCUUAUCCUUGCCUACGUGACGGCUUUUGUAUCUGGCCUGAGCAUUGCAGCCUCUAUGCUGUUGCCAUGGUCCAUGUUGCCUGAUUUAGUUGACCACUUCCGAGUGCAGCAUCCACAUUCAACAGGGCACGAAACCAUCUUUUAUUCUUCAUAUGUGUUUUUUCAUAAGAUAUCAGCUGGCAUUGGAUUGGGAAUUUCUUCUUUGAGUCUAGAAUUUGCAGGUUUCCAGUCAGGGGUAUGCAAACAGCCCCAAAGUGUUGCUACCAUGCUGAAAAUCUUGAUUGCUGCAGUCCCAGCCACCCUCAUAUCCACAGGCUUGUUCAUACUCCUGUUCUAUCCAAUCACUGAGAAGAGCCGAAAGGAAACUAAAUUUGCCCUUGAAAAUCUAAGACACAGCUUCCAGGGGUCCGGCACAGGUGCCGACGCACGGCUGGUUUCAGGGACCUUCAUCGAGCAAACUCUGUGAAACAUUCUUUCAGCCUGGCCAUUUCAGCCACAUUCGGGGCCAGGACCCACAUACACUGCUUCCAGGGGGCCGACACAAGUGCCAACGUAGGGCUGGUAUCACGGGCCCUUGUCAAGCAAACUGCGCAUUUGGAAGCAUUCUGCCAACCUGCCCAUUUUGGCCACUAUCGGGGCUGCAACCCGUGGAUGAGCGUCGCAUGCUGAUUUUUGACAUUUCAGACAGAUUUUGCUUGCCUUCCUCUGACACCCCUUCCAGGGGUCGGGCACCUGUGCUGACCCACACCUGGUUUCAGGGGCCCUCCCUGAGCAAACGCUGUGAAUUUCGAAGCAUUCUGCCAGCCUGCCUAUUUUGGCCACUUUUGGGGCCGUGACCCACAGGUAAGCAUCACGGACCAAAACGAGGUUUCCUGGCAUGACUUUGAUGAUUGGUAUGUGAUUAGGAUGGGCAGAUAUGAUGAGCUGCACAGUAAAAGCUACUCCAGGAGGGAUUUUACAAAUUGCCUCCUUUGCAGUGGAACUUUUCCCUAUAUUAGGGUUAGGGGAUUGCAGCAAGCAAGGGUUAGAAAAAUGAGGUGUAUUCGUAUGAGUUUGAAGACUGUAAUGUGAUUAAUAUGGGCAGAAAUGAAGAGCUGUACACAAAAAUUUACUUAAGGAUGUAUAUUUUAAAAUUGCCUACUUUGCAGUAGAACAUUCCCCAAUAUUAGGAUUAUGGGUAGCACCAAGCUAGGGUUAGGGUUGGAAAAGCAAGGUGUCCUGCUAUGUUAUUGAU